UCUGCGCUAUCAUUAGAAACAUAAAUGGUCCUUUGGGGUCGUCUCAAAGUAGGUCCUUUGGUGGGUGACGAACUAAAUAGGGAUUCAGGGCGCCAGUCAUAUCUGCGCUUGUACGUUCCAUAAUCAAACAUUCUAGGGAUGUCUCACACAGAAGACCGAAGAUAUGUAGAGCUGUGUCAGGAUUCAGUACGUUUAACAGCAGAGAGUGUGGGUCUGGAUAUCACAGAUGAGGUUGCUGCAUUACUUGCUGAAGAUGUAUGCUACAGACUCCGAGAGCUUACCCAGUUCAGUGCACAAUGUCUUAGACACUCACGGAGGCGCAGGCUGACAGUGGAGGAUUUUAACCGGGCUUUGCGAUGGAGCAAUGUGGAGGCAGUAUGUGGCCACGGAUCACCAGAUUCAGUAACUUACCGCAGUAUUAAAGAUGGAGAUUGCCACUACACUGAGGACCGAGAAAUCAACUUGGUGGAAUUGGCACUGGCAACAAACAUUCCUAAAGGCACACCAGAGACUGCCGUUCGAGUUCAUGUCUCAUAUUUGGAUGGCAAGGGGAACUUGGAGCAUCAGGGAACAGUUCCUGCAGCAGUCUCACUUCUGACAGAUGACCUACUAAAGUAUUACCAGCGUGUCACACGAGCUGUGCUAGGGGAUGACCCACACCUCAUGAAGGUUGCUCUUCAAGAUUUGCAGACAAAUUCAAAGAUUGCUGCCCUUUUACCAUACUUUGUUUAUGUUGUAAGUGGGGUGAAAUCUGUUAGUCAUGAUCUGGAACAGCUGAGUCGCCUCUUACAGUUGGUGCGGUCUCUACUUUGGAACCCCUUUCUGUACCUGGGCUACUAUGGUUGCAGUCUUAUGCAGAGUGUCCUUUACUGUGUCACAGAGCCUCUUGCUGCUUCUAUUAAUCCACUCAAUGACCACUGGACCCUGCGAGACUAUGGGGCUGGUCUUCUCAGCCUUAUUUGGACUCAUCAAGAUUUAGCCGGUUCACUGUAUCCACAAAUAUUGCAGUCUCUACAGAAAGUGCUAGGGGACCCUGUUCGUCCUCUCUGCUCUCAUUAUGGAGCUGUAGUGGGACUGCAUGCCUUAGGAUGGAAGGCAGUGGAGCAAAUAUUGUAUCCUCUCCUCCCUACCUAUUGGGCUGGGUUGCAAACUGUGUUAGAUGAUCAUUCCAUGUCUAAUGCACAAGUCAAAGCAGAUGGACACAAGGUGUAUGGAGCCAUUCUAGUGGCAGUAGAACGUCUCCUCAAGAUGAAAGCUCGUUCAUCUGAUUUAACUUCAUCUGUUGCACCUUCGUUAGACAACCCCUCAAUCUGCUCACCCCCCUCUGUACCCUUACUAGAGAUGUACCGUGAACUGUACUGCUUCUUUGGAGACAGCCUAGCUGUGCGUUUUGGAACAGGAGGAAACCAAUCACAUCAUGGUGGGGCACCACAGAACACACAGGAACCCAAAAAAGAAUGUACUGGGGAUGGGACAAGAAAGAUGCCUCAACUCACUGCCCAUGGAGAAGAAGAAGCAGUUACUGUGGGAAAACAAUGUCAGCGCCCCACUCAGACGCAGAUGUCUGCUGCAUCUAGGCCUAGAGGGACAUCCAGACAGGGGCAGAGAACACAAGGUGUAAGAGAAGCAUUCCAAAGAAGUAGACUGACACCCCGUGGAACACCACGUUUUACUUUCUUAAUAGGGGGAAGACAGGCUGGAAGAGGUGGAGGAGGACGCAGGUUUCAAAGUGUCUUCCAGUUGCAUACAGGUCCUGGAGCUACAGCUUCUCGCUAUGCCCAAAAAUUGCCUAUGAUAGGAAGAGUGACCAGAGCUGGACGAAGGGUAGCACAAGCAGAACUUUCACUCUAUCUGCCAUUGUAGUUUGGAUUACUAAUUAAAAGGCACUGCAGAGUGCUAAAUUUAAUACCAAUGGGGUCAAAGAUUUUUUUUUUUUAGCCUAUGUUGUGCAAAUCUAUAUAUCAUUGUGUACACAGUCAUUUCUGGAUUUUCUUAUGUCUUAAGUAUAUUAGUAUACAAUGUUACAUACUUUGCUUUUGUUAUAUUGUGGAGAGAAUUUUUUUAUAGACUGGGCAGUUGGCCACAUUAUUAGUUUAGAUGGUUUAUAUGGAUAACAUUGCAGGAUGUCAGCUUUAAGAAUGAUGAUUUUCAAUUGGCUUUACUGUAGUUGUAUACUUUACAUUUAUUUACAUGAAAUUUCGGUUUUAAAAAAAAAAAAGAGAAAAAUCAGACUUUUCGAUAGGCCCCCACAGUAAUAUCAAAGAGCCUGGCAUUGGAUACGUGUCCUUGCUUGUCCAACAAGUAGUACAGGGGUCGACCUUGGACCUUGAGGGGUAUCAUUGCAGGGACCUCUGAGCGGUGAGCCAUACAGGAAAUCUGACGUAAGGGUACACUGAAAGAUGACUCAGAGCCGAAGAAGCCUGCUGUGACGAUUGUUACCCUCUCUCCGCCACCAUGAAGUGUAAUAGCACUGACUGAUCUGCGAGAGAACAGCAAGCCAGCUGCCAAUAUAAGGGAACCUGUAGAGACAAAAAGAAUUGAUGUUUAAUGUUGGGUGUGAAAUGAAAGAAUGAUUAAGUAACUCUAUGGUUAUUAUGAAAGCACAGAAACAUGAGAAAUGAUUUCUUGUCACUUAUCCUAGAUUAUCAUUUAUACCUGUAAAAUGAGUUUUCUUAAUGUCUUUCUUUCAUACUAUUUUCCAGUUUCCCAGUAAGAAUUAAUGUUCUAGAUUUAGGAAAGGUUGAAAUGUCUAUUUAUAUCUUGGAUUUGUUGGUUGUCAGAGGCUGGUUAUAUGUGCCAGAUACGCAGGCUACUUACUUGUUAGAGUUUACCCCCCACCUCCCAAAUAUUAUGCUUUUUAUGCUGUUGCCUAAAAAGGCUGGUUAACACACUUUAUCAUGUUAAAGUUUAGUAUUGUAAUACAAAGUAUCCCUAUGUGGUGAUGUUGCCAAGCAUUUAGAAAUAUGUAUCACAUUAGAACAGCACAACGCACUACCAGCAAAGCAAUUCACUUUUAUCCUUCCUUAAGGUGCCCAAUCAAACUCUUUUAACCAGCUCAAUCAAUGAGAUGGCUGUAGCCUUUGUGAUAUUGGUCACCUCGUCGAUACGCCAUACAGGCAUUAGUGUAGAGUAUCGUACAAAACAAGGUAUCAUACGAUAAUAAUUGUUGUGUGUAUGGCCAGCUUUAGGCCAGACCCAAGAGAUAUGUUGCCUUUUUUUAGAGUAACACCAAAAAAUGUUUUUAAAGUAAUUAAAAUAUAAUGAACUGUU
Xenopus tropicalis (tropical clawed frog) is the source of this 3270-nucleotide messenger RNA. It is a transcript of the gene taf6l, whose product is annotated as TATA-box binding protein associated factor 6 like. Gene Ontology annotation, biological process: regulation of DNA-templated transcription; positive regulation of DNA-templated transcription; transcription initiation at RNA polymerase II promoter. Gene Ontology annotation, molecular function: RNA polymerase II general transcription initiation factor activity; protein heterodimerization activity. The record is from RefSeq and is a predicted model, not a curated record. The transcript has 11 exons. NCBI's taxonomy places the organism in Eukaryota, Metazoa, Chordata, Amphibia, Anura, Pipidae. Gene Ontology annotation, cellular component: SAGA complex; SLIK (SAGA-like) complex; transcription factor TFIID complex. Bases 139 to 1863 code for a protein of 574 amino acids.